CUGUAGUGGAGCCCGGUAGUGGACUGAAGUUUACCAUCUCAUAACUGAGCAGUCAUGAGGGAUGGGGAUAUUUCAAAUAAUAAUGCACCGAUCCCAAGUAACCAAAUCACAAAGGAGAAGAUGAUCGUUUUGCCGUAGUCUAGACUACUUGGGCUGCUCAAACAAUAAUUUGAGCUCAGUUGACAAAGUUUAGUCGAUUUCAGGAGACGUCAACUGUUCUCAUUGAAAAUGAAAGCUCUUUUGGACAUUUGAACAUUUCAAAGAUAUUGGUUUGACGCGCGAGCCACUGGAAAUAUCCUACUUGUUGCAUGAAAAGAUCUCGUGGACAGAAGAAUGCAUCUAGGUAAAGAAUCUAUCACAAUGAUUUCGAACUGGCUGCAUGUCAGAGCGUGUUACUGUUGUUUUGAUUAGCCAACACAAAGUGCGUUCACUGAGAGCAGGAUAAAUGUUUACCAUUGUGCGUAAAGACCUUUUUGGUAAUCAAGAGAGACUCCGACCUAUUUCAGGCUAUUUAGGCCAUAUAGUUAACACAACUGUAAUCACUACCAGCCGUUAAAAGUGACCCACCCCAAGACAGAUGUGCAAUUAUUUGUCUGCUGCUGGCAAGUAUCACACUUCGCGCGUAGGUUUUUAUUAAAUGGCUCGGAUAGACGGGCGCCCAUUUCAAACUUACUUUGCGGCUUUUUUCAUUCAGUAAAAUACACGGCUUUUACUUUCCUGCGAAUUUUGCACCACAUUAACAUGUCGGAGCGGGACUGUUAUGGAGACGGCGUGUGCGGGGAUGGAGCCCCUGAGUUUCUACCCGCGAGGGCAUCCCGUGCAGGAAGACGAAGCGGCGUCAUCCUACCGACCACCGAGCGAUCGAGUCCGGACACUGAGAGCGUGCUUUUGGAGGCAGUGAAGGCAGCUCCACGAAGAAGCAGCAUUAUCAAGGACCCGUCUAUGGUGAAGGUGGGCGGUGGGAGGAAGAAAACGGUCUCCUUCAGCAGCAUGCCGUCGGAGAAGAAGGUGAGCAGCGCGGCCGACUGCCUGGCCUUCAUGCAGGGAGGCUGCGAGCUGAAGAAGGUGCGUCCCAACUCGCGCAUCUACUGCCGCUUCUACACGCUGGACGGCGACCUGUCUUGCCUGCGCUGGGAGCCCUCCAAGAAGGACAGCGACCGCGCACGCCUGGAGAUCGGCGCCAUCCGCGAGGUGCGCAUCGGCAAAAGCACCGAGACCUUCCUGCACAACGGGCCCGGCUCGGAUGGCCUGGCCGAGGAGGCCGCCUUCUCCAUCAUCCACGGCGAGGAGUACCAGUCGCUGGACCUUGUGGCGCUCUCGGCCGACGUGGCCAACAUCUGGGUGACCGGCCUGCGCUACCUGCUCUCCCUGGGAUCCGGAGGCGAGGGUGGCAGCGUGGGAGAGAGCAGCCCGGGCAGCAAGAUGCGACGCGACUGGCUGGCGUCCGAGUUCAGCCAUGGCGAUGAGGACGGCUAUGGCAUCGUGUCCGAGGAUACGGCGGUUGCCACCAUCUGUAAGCUCUGCCCCGGCAUUAAGGAGACCAAGGUGCGUCAGCGGUUCAAGGAGAUCCAGCGAAGCAAGGAGAAGCUGACCUCCCAUGUGACCCUAGAGGAGUUCCAGGAGGCUUACUGUGAGCUCUGCACGCGCCCCGACGUCUAUUUCCUGAUGGUGCAGCUCUCCAAGGACCAGGAGUGCCUGGACACUCAGGAUCUGCGCCUCUUCCUGGAGACAGAGCAGGGCCUGUCCCUGGCCACUGCUGAAGGCUGCCUGGAGCUGAUCCGCCGCUUCGAGCCGUCGGCGCAGGGCCGAGAGCGCAGCGUGCUGGGACUGGACGGCUUCACCCGUUACCUGCAGUCGGCCGAGUGCCAGCUGCUGGACCCCGAGCACCAGCAGGUGUGCCAGGACAUGACGCUGCCGCUGUCCCACUACUACAUCAGUGCCUCGUACCGGUCCUACCUGCUGGACGACCAGGUGCACGGGCGAGCAGACCUCGGGGGGCUGACGCGGGCCCUGCAGGCCGGCUGCCGCUGCCUGGAGCUUGGGGUGACUGACGGGCCUGAGGGGGAGCCUCUGCUGGGGGUUGACCACGGCGCGGAAACCAAGCACCACCACCACCAUCACCACCAUCACCACCACCACCACCACCACCCCCCAGUCACUCUGCGCAGCGCCCUGGAGGUGGUCAACAAGUACGCCUUCCUCACCUCGCAGUUCCCCUUGCUGCUCUACCUGUGCCAGCGCUGCUCCCCGACCCAGCAGCGCACGCUGGCCCAGCACCUGCGCAAGGUCUUUGGCCCUCGCCUCUACAUGCCCGAGGCCCUGCCGGUCAGCCUGACGCCGGGCACCCGCGCCACCAGCCUGCCCUCGCCCGAGCAGCUCAAGGGCCGCGUCCUGCUGGUGGGCAAGAAGCUGCCACCUGAGGAGGAAGGCUCCGAGGGCGAGGUGUCCGAGGAGGACGAGGAGAUCGGCGGCGGGGGCCCGCUCGCCGGACGCAGGAUGACCAUCCCCGGCGAGGAGGAGCUGGGCGUGGUGCUGGUCGUGCCGCCGCCUCCCCAGCCUCGGCGGCUGCGCCUGCGCCGCGAGCUCUCCGACCUGGUCUCCGUGGCGCGCACCGGCAGCCGCAGCUUCUACGCUCACCGCACUAGCGCCCAGAAGCUGAGCCACCCACACUCGCCCAGCAGCAGCGCCCCGACCACGCCCAGCACCCCCUUCCCCCCGGAGCCGCCCUACUGGACGCUGUGCUCGCUGGGGGAGGGCGAGGCCGGCCGGCUGGCCACCGAAAGCCCCGAGGACCUGGUCAGCUUCACCAAGCACACACUGACCCGCGUGCGGCCCAGCUCGGUGCGCCUGGACUCCAGCAACCCCAACCCGCAGGGCUACUGGAAGUGCGGCGUCCAGCUCAUGGCGCUCAACCAGCAGACUUCGGGCGCCAUGCUGGACCUGCACCGCGGACGCUUCAUCCAGAACGGCGGCUGCGGCUUCGUGCUGCGGCCAGCCAUCAUGCGCGAUGAGGUGUCCUACUUCAGUGUGCACACGCAGGGCUGCGUGCCCGGGGUGCCCCCGCAGACGCUCCGGGUCAAGGUCAUCAGCGCCCAGAACCUGCCCAAGCCCCAGGGCUCGGGCGCCAAAGGGGAGGUCAUCGACCCGUACGUGGUGCUGGAGCUGCACGGAGUCCCGGCGGACUGCGCUGAGCAGAGGACUCGGACAGCGCCGCAGAACCAGGACCCGUUGUUUGACGAGACCUUUGAGUUCCAGGUCAACAUGCCCGAGCUGGCACUCCUGCGCUUCGUGGUGCUGGACGACGACUACAUCGGCGACGACUUCAUCGGUCAGUACAGCGUGCCCUUCGAGUGCCUGCAGCCGGGCUACCGCGCCGUGCCUCUGCUGGACCUGGCGGGCGAGCCGCUGCCCCACGCCGCCCUCUUUGUGCACGUGGCCGUGACCAACCGCCGCGGCGGGGGCAAGGCGCAACGACGGGGCAUCUCGGUCCGGCGGGGGGUGCGGCGCGGCCGCGAGUACGUCAGUCUGCGCCACACCGGCAUUAAGGUGCUGGAGGAGACCUUCAAGCCAGCCGCCGCACCCAUCAAGGAGGCCACCGACCUGCGCGAGGACGCCAUGAGUGCAACGGUGGCUUUCAAAGAGCAGUGUGGGCUCCCCCCGGUGGCCAAGCUGAAGCAGUGCAUGCAGAGUCUGGCCAUGCGGCUGCAAGGCUCCGACGGCCCGCCCGGGGCCCUGCUGCUCCUGAAGGACGGCUACCCCUGCCUGGAGCCGCUGGGCAGCCUCACCGACGCCACGCGCAAGCUGCUAAGUGCCUACGACGUGAUGAUAUCAGCCAACAGACAACUGAUAGAAAACUCAGAUGGCGUACAGGAGAGGAUUGCACAUGUGCAAAGAGAAGGCAUGGUGCUGCAUGAGGACCUGUCCAAGCUGGGGGAGAAGGAAGCACUGAAGGGCCGCAAGCAGAGCAAAGCUGUGGAGGCCUUCACCUGGAACAUCACAGUGCUCAAGGGGCAGUGUGACCUGCUCCGCAGCGCUAAGGUGGAGGCGUUGGAUGCUCUGCGGCAGGUGACCCUGGCCUGCGAGGCCUGCGGGAUGACUGCCACGACCACUGACCUGCACUACACGCCCCCCACCAACCUCUCCAGGCGAGGCAGCACCUUCGGCAACGGCCGCAUCUGAGAAAACCCCACACACACCCACACACCCCACUCCCCACACCCACACACCCCACUCCCCACACACACCCACACACCCCACA
Messenger RNA from Alosa sapidissima (American shad), 4258 nucleotides. RefSeq names its product phospholipase C like 1 (gene plcl1). Gene Ontology annotation, biological process: intracellular signal transduction; lipid metabolic process. Gene Ontology annotation, molecular function: phosphatidylinositol-4,5-bisphosphate phospholipase C activity. NCBI's taxonomy places the organism in Eukaryota, Metazoa, Chordata, Actinopteri, Clupeiformes, Clupeidae. The record is from RefSeq and is a predicted model, not a curated record.